CGAGCCCCCUCCGCGGCUCCGCCUGCUCCCGUCGCGAACCCCCCCUUCGGCCCUUCCUCCCUCCCCCGCCGCCUGCCUCGUCCAGAGCACCCCCGCUCCGAACUCCUCUUCUUCCUCGCUGCGCCUCGCCGCCGGCGAACUCACCGCCGGCGACGGGGCCCAACAAGCCGAGGCAUCUUUUGAGUUUCGACAGGAGCUUUCCCCUCUGGACUGUUGCCAUCCUCUUCCCAUUCUGUUUUACCGGACUUGCGUGGAUCCAUCCAGACUUGGAUUACUUUGUUCCAAGGUUUUUUGGUGCAAAUCAUGGGGAAGUUUAUGCGUGACCAUCCACUGGUAUCUCCUAGUGAAGUAAAUGGGCAUCACUAUACUCUUGCAGCCGUUGCUGUCGGCUUGGGACUAGGAGUUGCUGGGUUAUGCAAGGCAUUGUAUAAUGGUUCAUCGAUAUCAUGGGUCUCUCCGAGGAAUUUAUUUUUGGGAUCAGGGAGAGUAUACUAUGCUGGAGGUCUACGAAAUCUUGGCAAUAAUUGCUUUCUUAAUGUCAUCCUGCAGGCACUUGCCAGCUGUGAUAGUUUUGUUUCCUUUCUAGAUAAUCUGCUUGCAACUGAUGGCUUGCUACCUGAAGAAAAGGCUGAAAGAAUGCCUCUUCUUCUUGCUCUAAGUUCUCUCUUGCAAGACUUGAGCAUAGUUCGAGAUGAAAGAAUUGUAUUGAAUCCACAUGGAGUAAUGCAUGCUUUGAGUUUCUAUGUUAGUCACUUCAGUUUGACCAGACAGCAGGAUGCUUCAGAAGCUUUUCUUCAUCUUUUGAUCUCACUGCGGGAUGAAUUUUCCCAUUGUUAUGUACCACAUAGGAGUUCUCUGGCAGACAUCACUCUGUCUCACUCUAAAGUAUACAAGCAAAGGGAAGGUAACCAGACUGAAUGCAAGCGCUGGAAACAAAAUCUAUUUGGCCCAUUUGAUGGGACAAUCGGCAGCAUAUUAUCUUGCAGAAACUGUUCAUCUGUGCUAUCGUUGGACUUCCAGAAUUUCCAAUGCCUGCCUCUCUCACCAGUGCUUAAUACAAAUGGAGAUAUUACCAGUGGGUGUAGUUUGGUGGAUUGCCUAAAGUACUUCACUGUGGUGGAACAUCUUGACAAUUAUCGUUGUGAUCGUUGUUGGCAUAUUACUGCUGCCAAGUAUCUAUCUCUCAAAUCAGAAGCUGAUGAGGAAAAAGUUAGCAAACUUAACACCUGUGUCGACUAUGGCACUUGCAGUUGCAGGGGUAUAUUUUCCCCAGAGGAAAUACCAUGUUCAUCACCUUCACGAGCAACAAAGCAGUUGGUUAUCGUUCAAUGUCCGAAGAUUUUGUGCAUUCAUUUGCUACGUGCUUCAGUUAGUCCUGAUGGUGAGCCCAUCAAACAUCAGGGACAUAUUUCUUUUCCUUUACUUCUCAAUCUAUCCCCAUUUGCGGGAGGUGCAUCGAGCAUUGGGCGAGGGCCUGGACCUUUGGCAAUGAACGUGCAAAGAGAUGGCCAGCAAGCUCUCCAUCUAUACCGACAACUGAAUAUGCAGAUGAGCUUGAAUCUAAUACCUACUGGAGGGAACUCAAUUCACGUGACAAAUGUUGAUGUGGCUAGUAGUUCAUCAUCAUCACUGCAGCCAUCACCAUCACCAUCACCAUCAAGGAGCAAGUUAUACGGUCUUUCAGCCGUCGUGGAGCACUACGGGAAAUGCGGAGGAGGGCACUAUGCAGUUUACAGGAGAAUUGCAUCAAAUCCUGAUCCUGAGGAUCCAGGGCAACCUCUUGCAGGUCUUGGCAAACGGUGGUUUUACAUUUCAGAUGGUCACGUAUCAGAAGUUUCAGAGGAUGAUGUUUUGGGUGCGGAGGCCACCCUUCUUUUCUAUGAAAGAGUGUAGCAGCUUAUUAAGUUGCAAACAUACCAUGGUACGAAAGUAAGUGUAGCAGCUUAUUAAGUUGCAAACAUACCAUGGUACGAAAGUAAGAGCUGCGGAUUGUUGUCAAGAGUUGGUUGGGUUUUUCUUUGCUCAAACGAGAGAAUAAAAAUUAGGCCUUCACUGUUUUGUACUAUUGUACGCAGCAAUCCGCAGAUUGCACGAAUUUUGUUCCAGUAGCGAUAAAAUCUUUGAAUCAACUGAGUCAUCCUUUGUUUCA
Molecule: messenger RNA, 2149 nt
Organism: Panicum virgatum (switchgrass)
Lineage: Eukaryota; Viridiplantae; Streptophyta; Magnoliopsida; Poales; Poaceae
Product: ubiquitin carboxyl-terminal hydrolase 27-like
Exons: 11
Coding region: 304-1893 (529 amino acids)
Biological process (GO): protein deubiquitination
Cellular component (GO): nucleus; cytosol
Molecular function (GO): cysteine-type endopeptidase activity; cysteine-type deubiquitinase activity
Source: RefSeq, a predicted model, not a curated record